Pimephales promelas (fathead minnow) is the source of this 2546-nucleotide messenger RNA. It is a transcript of the gene tmem151ba, whose product is annotated as transmembrane protein 151Ba. NCBI's taxonomy places the organism in Eukaryota, Metazoa, Chordata, Actinopteri, Cypriniformes, Leuciscidae. The record is from RefSeq and is a predicted model, not a curated record.
CAUCCUUUGUGCCAAACACUGUUGAAUUCCCAAUGUUUUGCAAAUGGAAACCACAUGCAUAGAGUCAAGGUCACGUACGAUUCUCGAUUCCUCAGCAGAGACGACUGGGGUAGAUAAACAACUCUCUCUCUCUCUCUCUCUCUCUCUCUCUCCUUCUCUCUCUCAGACUCUCUCUCCCUCUCUCGCCCCCGUUACCUGGAUCUGUGCUGCGCAUCCGCGUGGAUGCAUCUCGCGCCUCAUUGUCAUUCUUUCCGCGUUCAUGCGCUUCGCUGCUGCUUCAUUUUCCAUACGAUUUCUGGAUCUCGCUGUGGGUCAGAUUGGCUUCUUUUAUUUCCAACGCACCAGCCUUAAAGCAAAUGAUGUGGACAGCCAACGAUCCCGCAAGUGUUUAGUUCUUCUCAGACUCUGAGGACACAGAGUGCGCGUGCUGUGUGUUGCUGAUCUCGUGGCCAGGAUGAUUCCUCGCUGAGGAUCCUCUAUGAUGGAUGUUCAUGUUCCAGUAUCUUCAUCUUCUUCUUCAUCAUGUCUCCAGCAGCUCCGGUCACUGACAGCAGUGCUUCUGAUGUCCUGCACGAGCACGAGCACACGGACGCGCCGCGGGAACUGCAACGACCCUUGAAGCAGUCCCUGAGCAAGUCCCUGUGUCGCGACUCACACUGGAAAUGCCUUCUUCUGUCGCUGCUAAUGUACAGCUGCGUGAUCGCGAUGACCUGGUGCCAGGUCACGAAGGUCACGCGCCUCUCCUUCGACAGCGCCUUCAAGGGCAAGUCCAUGAUGUACCACGACAGUCCCUGUUCAAACGGCUACAUCUACAUCCCAGUGGCUUUCCUCGUCAUGCUCUACGUGGUUUACCUAGUCGAAUGUUGGCAUUGUAACUCGCACAACGAACUUCAGUUCAAAGUAGACCUGGAGAGCAUCGCCGAGCGCGUGCAUCGCAUGCAACAAGCCACGCCUUGCAUCUGGUGGAAGGCUAUUAGCUAUCACUACGUACGCCGGACGAGACAAGUAACUCGCUACCGCAACGGGGACGCUUACACGACCACGCAGGUUUACCACGAGCGCGUGAACACACACGUCGCCGAGGCCGAGUUUGAUUACGGGAACUGCGGGGUUAAAGACAUUUCCAAGCACUUAACAGGCCUCGACAGCUUUCCGGUGACCAGGCUACGCUUCACCAAGUGCUUCAGUUUCGCUAACGUCGAGUCCGAGAACUCCUAUCUGACGCAAAGAGCGCGUUUCUUCACCGAAAACGAAGGACUUGACGAUUACAUGGAAGCUCGGGAGGGGAUGCACCUCAAAAACGUCGAGUUUAAGGAAUACGUGCUUGCGUGUGCAGAUCCGGAUCGCUUGCCUUGGUACGCGUCGCAGUUUAGCUUCUGGUUGGCGGCGACGCUGACUUUAUCCUGGCCGUUGCGCGUCCUAACGGAGUAUCGCACGGCGUACCUUCAUUAUCACGUGGAGAAGCUUUUUGGGUUUGACUAUGUCGCCGUUACGCCGCUGGACGAGAGGCCGUUUUGCCGCCGCAUCCCUCGGGUAAACACCAUCGACAGCACAGAGCUUGAGUGGCACAUUCGCUCCAACCAACAACUCGUUCCCAGUUACUCCGAAGCCGUGCUAAUGGAUCUGGCACAGCAGUCCAGCUGUAACACGUCCGCGUCUCGUGGGAUCGGCGCGGCCGGUGGAAGUGGCUUCGGUGGAUAUCGGCAAAACUGCGAACGCUGCCAUCGGUCCAUUAGCAGCUCGUCGAUAUUCUCGCGUAGCGCAUUGAGCAUCUGCAACACUAGCAGCCCGCGAUUACCCUUCAGUGGCAGCCGGUUCUCGCUGGGACGUUUGUACGGUUCACGUCGUAGCUGCCUUUGGAGAAGUCACAGUAGUAGCUUGAACGACCCCGGCUGCGCGACGGAAAGCACGCGAUGUUUGGCCGGUCAGUCAGCCAAUGAGGAGAGCCCACCUUCUCCACCGGCCUAUCAGGACGCGCUGUAUUUCCCCGUACUGAUUAUCCACCGUAACGAGGGCUGCCUCGGUCAUGACCGCCAUUCAUUGCACCAUAACGGAUCCUGUGUGGAGACGUCGUUAUAGCGUUUGCAAAUGGACGUGGAAAAUUUAUUCGCGAAUUGAUGAUUCAUGAUUUGUGGAACAGACUGGUACUGAAACGGCCACGCCCAAAUGAGAGAAUGCUUAAUUUCCCUCCCAAAAUGUACAAUAGCACAAAUGUACAAUAACAUUUAUUUUGACAAACACAUUAAGAAAGUACAUCGGGUUUCGUUUGAGUUCAUGUUGACUUAAAAUGAAAAUUGCAAACGGAAUGGAACUUUUUUUCCUCUUGCUUUGGUGAUUCAGAAAUGUCAGUUUCAGUGGUUAUGCAAAAAAAAAAAUUAUGAUAGCACAGAAAUAACUUACACAAACACUGAAUUUCAUUUUAUUACAUUUCUUCAUAACAAAUGCGGUCUGAUUUUAUUAGGAUAUUAAAGGUUAGGUGAUAGUUCACCGUCUGUGUCUGGUCAUACGGCCGUGACCAGAAAUGAGAUUAUAGUCUGUAAAGUUAU